Messenger RNA from Panicum hallii, 958 nucleotides. Its product is annotated as acyl-coenzyme A thioesterase 13-like. The coding region runs from base 201 to 713 and encodes 170 amino acids. The record is from RefSeq and is a predicted model, not a curated record. The transcript has 3 exons. Gene Ontology annotation, molecular function: fatty acyl-CoA hydrolase activity. Lineage: Eukaryota; Viridiplantae; Streptophyta; Magnoliopsida; Poales; Poaceae.
CGCCGAAGACGGCGGCCAUCCUGAUCUCCGCCGCCGCCGCCGCCGCCAUCUGGGUGGGAAGGCGUUACCUGCUUGCGGCUUAUUACGUGAGUUGCCUUUGAAAGCGUAAAAGGGCGGAGGGCGUCUUCUCCCUCGCUUCCCCCCUCCGUCGUCCUCAAGUCGCAGGCAACCCAAGAACCGAAAUUAGCAAGGGCAUCGGGAUGGCCUCCGGCUCGCACGACAAGAAGUUGGAGACGGCGCGGCGGCUGCUGGAGGAGACCUCCCCGGCGGAGGCGGAGCAGCUGCCCAGCCUGCCCUCGGGGUUCUACGACGCCUUCGUCCUCAAGGGAAUCCGCGUCGUCCAGGCCCUCCAGCCCGGCACCCUCCUCUGCCACUUCACCGUCCCCUCCAGGCUACUCGUCAGCAAGCUUGCCUGCUCUGCUCCCAACUCGGGAGGCUUCCUGCACGGCGGCGCAACCGCUUCCCUCGUCGAUCUGGUUGCCUCCGCCGCCUUCACCACUGCCGGCCUCCGCACCAGGGGCUCACCCCUCGAGAUGAACAUCUCCUACCUUGAUGCUGCUUUUGCCGACGAAGAGAUUGAUAUUGAGGCGAAGGUUCUGCGUGCUGGCAAGGCUGUAGGGGUGGCCGUCGUGGAACUGAAGAAGAAAUCUGGCAAAAUCAUUGCCCAAGCCCGCUACUCCAAGUAUCUCGGUGCAGCAUCUAGUAAACUCUGAUCUGACUGGAUCAAGGUGGCCUUGUGCCGUGGCAGCAUGUUGUAUUCUACUAUUGUUAUUAUUCUCAUGAUGAUGCAUUGCCCCCUAAGCAUAUAUGGUAGGUAGUAUGUUGUGGUGUGCUUGGCUUAUGUCUAUGUGACCGAAAACAGCUUCGAGCACAGAUGGUAUUGUUUUGUUGUAUACUUCUACUAUCAGUCACUCUAUAUUCGAUAAUAUCAUUCUUGACUCAGUCAGUGGGACCAUCA